Messenger RNA from Phodopus roborovskii (desert hamster), 1806 nucleotides. It is a transcript of the gene Dio2, whose product is annotated as iodothyronine deiodinase 2. The record is from RefSeq and is a predicted model, not a curated record. The transcript is spliced from 2 exons. Gene Ontology annotation, molecular function: thyroxine 5'-deiodinase activity. Lineage: Eukaryota; Metazoa; Chordata; Mammalia; Rodentia; Cricetidae.
UUUCUCUAUUGCAGCAAUUAGCCAGGGAAUGUAUAAAAGGCUUCAGGGAGACUCACUGGGCUGCAGAGAGAAGCACUCUGCUGCACAGGCAGAAGAUAGCAGAGAGGAAAAGGCAGAGGGAGGGGGCAGAGGACUCAGCCGCUCCUGGAGAACCUGGAGAAAGGACAGACAAGAGACAGGCGGGGAGGAGGAGAAGAGAAAGUAUGUUUAACACGGAGUGAAGACAGACAGACAGAAAGAAAAAACAAACAAACCCUACCCUUACAGCAUAGUUAAGAAAUUGGCAGUGCAAGAAGAAGUCAGACUGCGUUUAAAGGGACAUGAAAAGCUAAAAGAAAUUUUUACCAUCUCUGCAGGCUCUAGGUGUCUGGAAAUGAAAGUAGAGCUUCCUGUCUUUAACGGACUCUGACAGGGGUAACUGGAUUAGGGACUGGUACGCCAGGGCUUUUUGCUUUUCUUUCUUUCUUUUUCUUUCUUUUUUUUUUUUAAACCAUCUUAAAUCCUGAAAAAAAAAAUGCAUCUCGGAAUUGAAUGAAUUGAUGGGCACACUCCAACUGCUGGACUGCAGAGAGCGAACUUAGUCUUGCCAUUCCUGCUUCUUUCAAAGAAGAGACAACUUGGGCUUCCUUCUAAUUCGUUUUUUUCUCCUUCUCCCCCCACCCCCACUCCCAACCUCCCCUCCUGGUCCCCCACCUCCUCUACCACCACCUUCCUUUUGAAAAAGAGGGUGAAGGGAGAAGCAGAGCACACAGGGGCCAGGCUGAGGAGGCAGAGAAGAUGGGACUCCUCAGCGUAGACUUGCUGAUUACACUGCAGAUCCUGCCAGUCUUUUUCUCCAACUGCCUCUUCCUGGCGCUCUAUGACUCGGUCAUUCUACUCAAGCACGUGGCCCUGCUGCUCAGCCGCUCCAAGUCCACUCGCGGAGAGUGGCGACGCAUGCUGACCUCAGAGGGACUGCGCUGUGUCUGGAAGAGCUUCCUCCUAGAUGCCUACAAACAGGUUAAAUUGGGUGAAGAUGCCCCCAAUUCCAGCGUGGUGCAUGUGUCCAAUCCUGAAGCAGGUAACAGUUAUGCCUUGGAGAAGACAGCUGAUGGGGCAGAAUGCCACCUCCUUGACUUUGCCAGUGCAGAGCGCCCACUGGUGGUCAACUUUGGUUCAGCUACCUGACCACCUUUCACUAGGCAACUGCCAGCCUUCCGCCAGUUGGUGGAAGAGUUCUCAUCAGUGGCCGACUUCCUGUUGGUAUACAUUGAUGAAGCUCAUCCUUCAGAUGGCUGGGCAGUGCCUGCGGACUCCUCUCUGUCUUUUGAGGUGAAGAAACACCGGAGCCAAGAGGACCGAUGCGCAGCAGCUCACCAACUUCUGGAGCGUUUCUCCUUGCCGCCCCAGUGUCAAGUUGUGGCUGAUCGCAUGGACAAUAAUGCCAACGUAGCUUACGGGGUAGCCUUUGAACGUGUGUGCAUUGUGCAGAGACAAAAAAUUGCUUAUUUAGGGGGGAAGGGCCCCUUCAGCUACAACCUCCAAGAAGUGCGGAGUUGGCUGGAGAAGAACUUCAGCAAGAGAUGAAUUCUAGAUUAGCUGUUUAAAGGUGUGAUUGUAAUAGUCUUUAUUAUUUUUUAAAACAAAUAUGUUAAAGCAGUUGAGAACUGAACUGAAUCUACUAUUUCAACAGAAUCCCAUUGCCUCACUGAAAGACAGGGGUAUACCUGUCAGUAAACAAACCUCUGAACAUUUCAAUACAUCCUUUAGUGCACAAAUGGCAUCAGGCUAAAUAACAGCCCUGUUACCUCCCUACUGAGUGAACUG